Indicator indicator is the source of this 1308-nucleotide messenger RNA. RefSeq names its product DnaJ heat shock protein family (Hsp40) member C28 (gene DNAJC28). NCBI's taxonomy places the organism in Eukaryota, Metazoa, Chordata, Aves, Piciformes, Indicatoridae. The transcript has a single exon. The coding region runs from base 1 to 1119 and encodes 372 amino acids. The record is from RefSeq and is a predicted model, not a curated record.
AUGCUGACUAAGAACACAGGGCAUCGUUUAGUGGUACAUCAAGCAAUGAUUCCAAGAAUCCUGAAGCUGUUUCCCCACAUUUGUGGCAACAGAAUGUUGUCAAGUUACAAACCUAAAAGCAGCAUCAAGGACUCUUACAAAAUUCUUGAGCUGGAGGAAGGAUGUUCCCUUGAUGAUAUCAGAAACUCCUAUCGAAGUCUUGCCAAGAAGUACCAUCCAGACAGCAGUGCUGCCACAGCUGAUGCUGCGGCAUUUAUUAAAGUAGAAGAAGCAUACAGAGUGGUGCUCGAUGAUGUGGCGACCAAAACGAAAUCAAGCAACAAUAAUGAAGAGGAGGAAGAUCUGUUCAAAACAAAAUCACCACAGCAUAGACACUACUUGAGUUUUGAAGGUGUUGGUAUCGGAACACCAAGCCAAAGAGAAAAGCAAUACAUGCAGUUUCGAGUAGAUCGUGCUACUGAGCAAGUGUUGGAGUAUCGGAAGCAGAGACUUGAGAGCCAGUAUGCUGGGAGUGACCUGAUGAAAGCCAAAGAUGUGAGGGAGAGCAAAAAGAUGAAAAUAACUCAGGCAGUUGAACGAUUGGUUGAGGACCUCAUCCAAGAAUCAAUGGCAAAAGGAGACUUCGACAACCUCACAGGCAAAGGAAAACCUUUGCAGAAAUUUUCAGACUGUCCCUAUAUUGACCCUAUGACUCACAACUUGAAUAGGAUCCUGAUAGACAAUGGAUACCAGCCAGAGUGGAUCCUGAUGCAGAAAGAAAUACGGCAAACUAUUGAUCAAUUAAGAAAGAGUAUAGUGGCAUCUCAAAGUAAGCUUGGAGGGUCAAUGACACAACAUAAGCAAAAGCAGUGGAAUCGUAUUUGUGAGCAAUUUCGAGAAGAUAUCAGGAAAUUAAAUAAACGAGUUGACAGCUUCAAUUUAGUUGUUCCUCUUCUGAGCAGACAAAUUAUGCACUUCAAUGCAGACAAAGAAAUUGUUCGAGCACAAAAGACUUACGAAGCUUUGAUGGAAAACAGAGAGGCUUCUGAUUCAGACACAAAGGAAAAUGAAGAGGAAAAUGUGAAAAAGUUUGGGUGGAAGUCUUCUCUAUUUAAGUGGUUAAACCUUACAGAGAAGUAAAGAUAAUACUAAUUCACCUCUCUUGUCAAGAUUUUGAAUGCACUUUAUUAAUAUAAACUUGUAGCACUACAGAAAUUUCAUUUACACUGAAAAUGUCAAAUCCAGCUGUCCACUGUUACACCAGUUACAAGUAAUUGGAUUGUCUGAUACAUGUUUGCAAGUUCUUGAUUUUUAUUUGUGAAUGUGGUU